This is a messenger RNA of Halichondria panicea, 634 nucleotides long. RefSeq lists its product as uncharacterized. Lineage: Eukaryota; Metazoa; Porifera; Demospongiae; Suberitida; Halichondriidae. The record is from RefSeq and is a predicted model, not a curated record. Bases 60 to 584 code for a protein of 174 amino acids. The transcript has 4 exons.
AUGAAUCGAUCGACCGUGACUACCUUUACCCAAAGGAGGUACGGCACCUUUAACCUGCUAUGCAAGCAGCAACCGAAAUAAUCACCACGAGAGUCCAUUGGACACUGAUUGGAGACAAUAAAGAAAUGUUUCGCUGGUCUAAAAACUUUAUUAGAUCCUUUCAGUGCUUCCAUUCAUCAGUAUGUGGGAGAAGUGAAAUUAAACCAUUCAAAAUAACCCGAAUUUAUGCCAAUGAAGACGGAAGUACAAAGUUUGGAACAUUCACUGUAUCUAUGAAAGGAUCAGGUGAUAUAGGCUAUCUCUCAAAGUUGGUGAAUGCUACUGGUGUCAUGUUUCGACUGACACCUUCCGACUAUCACUACUCAUGGCAUCACGCUCCUCGGCGUCAGUUUAUAGUGAAUCUAGACGCUGAUGUGGAAGUGGAGGUCAGUUCUGGAGAGAAGAGGGUCAUUAAACAAGGAGAGGUGUUCUUUGUAGAAGAUGUCACAGGUAAAGGACAUUAUUCAAAAUCAGUUGCACAACAGGCAAGACACUCCUUGUUUAUCCCUGUGAGUGAUGAUUUUAAGGCGGAAGAUAUUGACUGAAAUGUUUGCACCCCAGAAUUACACAUGCACAUGCAAGAUCUACCUUUUUU